Cercopithifilaria johnstoni is the source of this 1005-nucleotide messenger RNA. The record is from the annotation of a GenBank genome assembly. NCBI's taxonomy places the organism in Eukaryota, Metazoa, Nematoda, Chromadorea, Rhabditida, Onchocercidae.
AUGUCUAUGAGUGAUUUUCUGGUGCAACGUAUUUUGGGCCUUGGGCCAUCAUCAGAAGCACGUUCAGUUGCUACAAAUGAGCAGAAUGCAUCAGCAAUAACAACACCAAAGGCACCAACAGGAUUACAGAAUCUUCAUUCUACCGCCAAUGGUCUUACAAGCCCAAUGAUGGAUUAUGCCACAACGUUACAACUAAUGCAACUACAAAUGUUUUGCCAACCGGGCUUAUUAAAUUCAUUCCUGAAUCAAAUGGCUACAAUUGGACUAGCUAUGAAUAGUAGUUUGAAUAAGGUGACACCAACAGUUGAAACAUCAACAAAUAAUUGUGUAAUACCAAUACGUGAACGGAAACGACUUGCAUCACGUUGUUCUGAUGAUUUACCAUCGAAGCGAUCUAAAGUAAUACGACGUUUAGCGGAUGAUUCAGAAACAAGUUCACCUGUUUCGGGAAUGUUUAUCAAAGAGGCGUCAUCUUUACCGCCAGCCGAUGAGUUACAAGCAGCUGCGGAUUUGGAUGAGACCGCUGUUUUUGUUAACGUUUCCGAGGAAAGUCGACGUAAAAUUGAACAAAUUACGAAUGUAAUUGGUGAUUGCAUAUGUGCCUUAUGCAAAGUUCGAUAUGAUGAUGUAUUUCGGUUGGCACAACAUCGAUGUCCACGUAUCAUACAUGAGGAAUAUCGUUGCCCAGAAUGUGAUAAGGUAUUUAGCUGUCCGGCAAAUUUAGCAUCACAUCGCCGUUGGCAUAAACCACGCGGAAAUGAUCGGAUAGCUACUGCAUCAUUAUCGUCAUCAUCUUCCGUUUCCGCCUCCUUAAAUAAUUUCAUAUGUAAGACGUGCUCCGCAACAUUUGAUACAAAAAAAGCCUUCAAAUUACAUUCCGCAAAUUGCUCAGCCAUUCUCUCCGUUAAUUCUAGUCACACUCAAAAUCAUCUCUUAAAUUUAUUGCAACAUAAUUUUCCAUCAAAAUUAAAACCUAAAACGAAACAUCGUAAAAUUUGCAUAUAA